GCAGAGUGUUAUCAGUCGUAGAAAAAGAAGGCUAAGGAAGUACAGUAAUGCUGGAGCAAACACUACUGUCCUAUGUUCAACUUGCACUGUCCUGGACUGUCACUAUUGUUACAUAUAAUAUAUGUGAGCUAGAUCUUAGUCCUAUUUGACAAUGCCAUGGGUAACUGCUGGGCCUUCUGUGUGGGCUUCUUCAGGAAAGAAGCUAACAGGAUCCAAAGAGGAGGAGGGUCCAAAUACUUCCGCAGCAGCACGACAGGGGAGCAUUUUACUAUAGAGUUUGAAAAUCUUGUAGAAAGUGAUGAGGAGGAGAGUCAACAGCCCUGUCCAAAGCCCAUAAGUGAGGAUGAAAUUCAGCACCUCCGUGAGCAUCGGUACACUGCCAUUUCAAAUCAGCAGGUACUGAUAGACCUGCAGCUACAAGCCCAGUUAGAGGCACAAGAGGAGAGGUUGAGGCUAGAAGAGGAGGCUAGAAAUGCUGCCCAGCGCGAGGCUGCCAGAUUGGCACGUGAGCGAAAACAGAAGGAGCUGGCCACCCAGAGGACAAGGGGGAAAGCAGAUGGUUGCGGCAGCGAACCUCAGCAGAGAAAACACGCUGCUGGUGGUUUGGAUCCCUUCCUGCAGAAUGUAAAGGUCCAGUCAGAGGCCUUCAGAAGCAACAGACUUCCUUCCGACACAAACGUAGUGACUCCUAACACAGAGAGCAGCUGGGAUUUCACCACCAAGACCCGAUCUACCAAUGAUGACGGCACCUCACUGGAUCUAGAGUGGGAAGAUGAAGAGGGAAUUAACCGAGCCCUUCCAGCCUGGGAGAGGUCUCGGACAGAAGAGGACAUACUGCGUGCAGCCUUGAGGCCCGGCGAGAAGCACGCACAAAGUGGCCCAACCUCCAACUCUGAGGACUCCAACGCACUGGAGUGGGAGAAUGAUUUUGUGAGUACUCACCCAGAGGACUGCGCAGACUCUGAAUUUGAGGGUUUUGUCAACCCAGUGUUAGACACUCCCUCUGAGGACGCUUCGGACUACAGUCUCAGGAUGGACGGCCAGGACAGAUAGUCUCUAGCACUAAAUCCGACCAUUACAACAUUCUCACGUCAGUGCUCACCAGCUUUUUUUCUCCUCUCAUGAAUUAAAUGUACUUCAUAUUGGAUCGUAUGAUGGAAGGGAUGCUGCAGUUGGGCCCUCCAAAACAGAAGCAGACUUUUUCAGUGCCUUCAUCACUGACCAUCCUAUAAAUUGUAGCUGAUCAUUCGCCAUCCUUUGGUCUUACUUUCAUUGCACAUUGCCCAUGUCAUCCAAUAUACAACUGCCAAACUCUUCCAAAAGUCUCAAGAUAUAAGAAUCCUUACAUCUCAAGAGUCACUGUUGUUUCUAUAUUUUAUUAUAUCACGCAGGAUGUUACCGUCAGUUGAGUGAAACAAGUUACAUUACACUGAGGUAGCAAAUGAACAGAAUGAACACAAUUAUUCAUUUUCAAUGUGAUACAAGUCAAAUUUGUCAUCAUCUUGGAACAUCAUAAUAAUAAUAGUAGGAGGGAGCACAAAAAGCACCUUUGAGUUUCAUUCACCUCUUAUUGCAUGACAUUGACACUGCACAUACACAACAUGUGUUCAUUGUCACAUUUCAAGUUUGGUCUCGAUGAGUCUGUGUCAAGUUUGGAUGAUAAUUUCUUCUGCAAAUAAAAAGCUCAUUACAGCA
Nerophis lumbriciformis (worm pipefish) is the source of this 1695-nucleotide messenger RNA. RefSeq names its product adaptor related protein complex 1 associated regulatory protein (gene ap1ar). Gene Ontology annotation, molecular function: kinesin binding; AP-1 adaptor complex binding. The record is from RefSeq and is a predicted model, not a curated record. NCBI's taxonomy places the organism in Eukaryota, Metazoa, Chordata, Actinopteri, Syngnathiformes, Syngnathidae. Gene Ontology annotation, biological process: negative regulation of substrate adhesion-dependent cell spreading; regulation of Arp2/3 complex-mediated actin nucleation; negative regulation of cell motility. Gene Ontology annotation, cellular component: endosome.